Emiliania huxleyi CCMP1516 is the source of this 713-nucleotide messenger RNA. RefSeq lists its product as hypothetical. The transcript has a single exon. NCBI's taxonomy places the organism in Eukaryota, Haptophyta, Isochrysidales, Noelaerhabdaceae. The record is from RefSeq and is a predicted model, not a curated record. Bases 106 to 675 code for a protein of 189 amino acids.
ACCGUAAUUGUGCAAAUCACCUGCCUCCUCUACAGCACUUCCCGGCAGGUGGUGCGCUUCAGCUACGAGUCGGCGAUGGUUGUGGUGUACGAGGACCGUUUCAAAAUGACCACCAGCGCUGCGGGCAUGCUCGCUUCGGGACUCGCGGCCACCUCCCUGCUCUCCGUCCUUAUCUUCAAGCUGAUCAAGAGCCUCAAUGCGGGCGCCAUCCACACCGGCGUUGUCCUCGCGAGCUUCCUGUCGUUGGUUCCCGGCCUUCUGCUCAUGUAUAUGGGCCACGUCUUCGCUUUCACCAUCUUGACGGCAAUCUGCGUCUAUCCAUCAGUGGUGCUUGGCGCAGCGCUCGCCAAUUCGCACAUUGUAAACUACCAGCAGAGAGGCCACCCGAUCCUAAACCUUGAAGCCAUGAUGCUGCAGCAGGAAAUCUUCCAGUCGGCCGUCGGCCCCGCAGUUGGCCUCUAUUUUGGGCGCACGGUCCUUGGUGACCCCGUGAGCACAUUUCAGCUCGGCCUAAUAUACUCUUGCAUCGCGACCUCGCAGAUUUUCAUCGUACUUUUAGGCUGGAACCCAGACUUUGCCGUGCGAUCCUUUCAGGUCGUCUUUGGGAAGCCCCCCUCAGAGCAUAAGCGGCGGUCAGAUCUCACACUAGCGAGUGGAGCUUACAACAUGUGUUAGUUGGGUACGGUACUUAUAUGUCGGGACAGGUGAGAUGC